Messenger RNA from Sinocyclocheilus rhinocerous, 2957 nucleotides. RefSeq names its product glycine dehydrogenase (decarboxylating), mitochondrial-like. The record is from RefSeq and is a predicted model, not a curated record. NCBI's taxonomy places the organism in Eukaryota, Metazoa, Chordata, Actinopteri, Cypriniformes, Cyprinidae. Gene Ontology annotation, biological process: glycine decarboxylation via glycine cleavage system. The transcript is spliced from 21 exons. Gene Ontology annotation, cellular component: glycine cleavage complex; mitochondrion. Gene Ontology annotation, molecular function: glycine dehydrogenase (decarboxylating) activity; glycine binding; pyridoxal phosphate binding. The coding region runs from base 1 to 2550 and encodes 849 amino acids.
AUGUCGUUAGAUAAUGCUCUAUAUCCUCAUCUUCAGUCCAUGGCAGCAUUCUUGGACUUUCAUAAGUUGGCAUUGAAGACCUAUGGCGUUGUACUAUACCAUCCUGUAUUGAAGCUGAUGCAGAUGCAUUAUCCUGGGCAGUCUGCCAGGUCUGUUGAUGUGGAUGAGGGACUGGAGGAGUGGUGUGGGCUGAAGCUAAUGGUGAGUUACAUUGGUGUGAAGACUGUUCUCAAGCUUCCUCAUGAGAUGGACUUCAGUGGGAAGGAUGUUAGCGGUGUGCUCUUCCAGUAUCCAGACACUGAGGGCAGAGUGGAAGAUUUCACUGCACUUGUUGAUCAGGCUCACAAGGGUGGUGCACUGGCUUGCUGUGCCACAGACUUGCUGGCGCUCUGUGUGUUGCGUCCUCCUGGUGAGUUUGGAGUUGACAUCACCUUGGGCAGCUCUCAGCGCUUUGGAGUGCCUCUCUGCUAUGGUGGGCCUCAUGCUGCAUUCUUUGCAGUCAAAGAAAAUCUGGUUAGGAUGAUGCCAGGAAGGAUGGUCGGAGUGACCAGAGAUGCAGCUGGUAAAGAGGUUUAUCGUCUGGCUCUCCAGACCAGAGAGCAGCACAUCCGCAGGGACAAAGCCACCAGCAACAUCUGCACUGCCCAGGCUCUUCUUGCAAACAUGGCUGCCAUGUAUGCGUUGUAUCAAGGUCCUCAAGGAUUGAGGCACAUUGCAGAGAGAACCCACAAUGCAACGUUGAUUCUCGCUGAGGGACUAAAAAGAGCAGGGCACAAACUCCAACAUGAGAACUUCUUUGACACGCUGAAGAUCAACUGUGGUGUGGCUGGCAAGGACAUCUUAGAAAAAGCUAUGCAGCGGGAGAUCAACUUACGGGUGUACAGUGAUGGACUGCUUGGAGUGUCUCUGGAUGAAACUGUCACUGAGAGAGACUUGGACGAUCUGCUCUGGAUCUUCGGUUGUGAAUCCUCAGCUGAACUUAUUGCUGAGAAAAUGAGUGAACGAACAAAAGGAUUGCUGGCAAGCCCUUUCAAGAGAACCAGCAAGUUUCUUACCCAUACAGUGUUUAACAGUUAUCACUCAGAGACCAAUAUUGUACGUUACAUGAAGCGCCUGGAAAAUAAGGAUAUUUCCCUCGUACACAGUAUGAUUCCUUUGGGUUCGUGCACAAUGAAGCUGAACAGUUCCUCAGAGCUCAUGCCAAUCACCUGGAGAGAAUUUGCAAACAUCCACCCUUUCGUGCCACUGGAUCAGGCUGAAGGUUAUCAGCAGCUCUUCAGACAGCUAGAGAGAGACCUUUGUGAGAUUACAGGAUAUGAGAAGAUCUCCUUUCAACCAAAUAGUGGUGCGCAGGGGGAAUAUGCAGGCUUGGCUGCAAUCAAAGCCUAUCUAAAUUCCAAAGGAGAAUCUCACAGAACAGUUUGUCUGAUUCCCAAAUCCGCUCAUGGAACAAACCCUGCCAGCGCUCAGAUGGCAGGCAUGAAGGUUCAGGUGGUGGAGGUGGAUAAAGAUGGCAACAUUGAUGUGUCUCACCUUAAAGCCAUGGUGGACAAACAUAAGGCCAACUUGGCUGCCAUUAUGAUCACAUACCCCUCCACUAAUGGUGUAUUUGAGGAGAACGUGAGUGAAGUGUGUGAGCUCAUCCAUCAGAACGGCGGACAGGUGUACCUGGAUGGUGCCAACAUGAACGCACAGGUUGGAUUAUGUCGGCCAGGAGACUAUGGCUCAGAUGUGUCUCACCUGAAUCUCCAUAAAACCUUCUGCAUUCCUCACGGUGGUGGCGGCCCUGGGAUGGGACCAAUAGGAGUGAAACAGCAUCUCGCUCCCUUCCUGCCCAGUCAUCCAGUGGUGAACAUGCAGUCCAGUAAUGCAGGAAGUUCUCUGGGCACCAUCAGUGCCGCUCCCUGGGGCUCCAGCGCUAUCCUGCCCAUCUCAUGGGCUUACAUUAAGAUGAUGGGUUCAAAGGGUCUUGUUCAUGCUACAGAGGUGGCCAUCCUUAAUGCUAAUUACAUGGCUAAAAGACUGGAAAACCACUACAAAAUUCUUUUCAGGGGCUCUAAAGGAUUCAUUGCUCAUGAAUUUAUUUUGGAUGUGCGGCCUUUCAAAAAGUCAGCAAACAUUGAAGCAGUUGAUGUAGCAAAAAGACUGCAAGAUUAUGGUUUUCAUGCACCGACCAUGUCAUGGCCUGUGCCUGGUACUCUGAUGAUCGAACCCACAGAGUCUGAGGACAAGGCUGAGCUCGACCGCUUCUGUGACUCACUGCUGGCCAUCCGUCAGGAAAUCGCAGACAUUGAAGAGGGCCGGAUGGACUCAAGGGUUAAUCCUCUCAAGAUGGCUCCUCACUCAUUGGCCUGUAUUACCUCUACCACAUGGGACAGACCUUACUCCAGAGAGUAUGCUGCUUUCCCCAUGCCUUUCGUGAGACCUGAGACCAAGUUCUGGCCCACAAUUUCAAGGAUCGAUGACAUCUACGGUGACCAACAUCUCGUCUGCACCUGUCCACCCAUGGAUGUCUACGAGUCGCCAUAUGAAGAAAGGGCUUCGUCGUGACCUCAUUACUAAAUGAAAUGCUUCUUCAUCCAAAUGAACCAUUCCCAUCAAAUAUGAUCAUUUAUUCUUCCCUGUGAUUACAGUCUCUUCAGUACGUUCAUGGUGCCUCAUAUUUCCUUUUGCAUACAUUGCACAAAUAGCUGGCCUCUCCUCCUCUGUUACUCUACUAAAACGAUCCAAAUCUGAUUCAGAUACUGUAGUCGACCUUUAUAGGGGGUUAAUUUUUUUGUUGUUGUUUUUAUAUUUUUAUUCACUGUAUAAAAAAUAUUUGGGUGUUUUUGGUCUGUCUGUAGGCAUAACUCACUGGCACUGUUCUCAGUGUUAACAUUAAUUUUAUAGAUGUAAUGUAAGUUUUCUAAUUAUUUAAGAAAUUGAGCCUGUUUGUAGCAAUUUAAUAAAUAUUUUAA